UUGGUCAGACAAGAUCAGAUCCCCGAGGGGUGGGCCUUAGGAACGAACCCAAGUUCCACAUGUUCUUCAACAAACAUGGCGUCUCCGGUACCAGUGGUCGCAGCUGUGCAUCUUGCCUUUCGGGGAUCAACUGGGAUCUCAAUCAACCUAGGUCCUCCCAACUAUGAUCCAGUUACUGCUUUCCAGAAAGAUGAUAGCAAAUCAUGCAAAUGCAUGCUUUUCAGCCCAGACAGCAAAAAAUUUGCUUGGGCAAAUGGAAUAUGUGUGAAAAUUGUCUCAACGUCAACAUGGAAAGUACUUGCCGAGCUCCCCCGUCCAAAGGUGUCAUGUUUAAAAUUCUCCCCCAAAGGAACCUAUCUCAUGACGUGGGAGCCCUGUAUCACUACCACAGCUGGACCUGGUGGACCGAAUUUACAUAUUUACAAAUCAGAAACUGGUGAAUUGGUUAAAGAAUUUAUGCAGAAAAAGCAAACUGGAUGGGAACCCCAGUGGAGUCAGGAUGAAAAGUUGUGUGGUAGAUGUGUGGACAAUGAAUUGCUGUUUUAUGAAGAUUGCAAAUUUGACCAAGCGUCUUUACGUGUCCGUGAUCAAAAAAUUGGCACUUUUGCCAUUGCUCCAGGCACAGCACCUUAUCAUGUAAUCUGCUAUAUGCCAGGCAAAUCUGGCGCACCGUGCUUUGGUAGGCUCUUCCAAUACCCCAAGUUUGAUCAGCAAAGCUCCUUAGCGAACAAAAGCUUUUUCCAGUCUGAUAAGGUUGAAAUAUUCUGGAACAACAAAGGCACGGACGCCUUGCUGUUAACCAGCACAGAGGUUGACAAGUCUGGUAGCUCAUACUAUGGAAAGACAACCUUACACUUCCUCAAUUCUAAAGAAAGUGCCCUGGUGGUUCUUGGGAAGGAAGGUCCUAUCUAUAGUGUUGCUUGGAGCCCAAAGAGCUCAGAGUUCUGUGUCUGUUAUGGUUUCAUGCCUGCUAAGGUUACUCUUUACAACCUGAAGUGUGAACCUGUUUAUGAAUUUGGCACUGGACCUCGCAAUGCCAUACAUUAUAACCCUACAGGCAACAUUCUAAUUCUUGGUGGGUUCGGAAAUCUGAGGGGUGGCAUUGAGGUCUGGGAUGCUCAUCAAAGAAAACUUGUGACUAAACUCGAAGCGCCAGAUACCACAUUACUAGAAUGGUCACCUGAUGGCAAACAUUUCAUGACAGCAACAACUGCACCUAGACUCAGAAUGGGCAAUGGUUUCAAGAUUUGGCACUAUUCUGGAGCAUUAAUGUAUGAACGACCAUGGAACAAGCAGGAGGAACUUUGGGAAGUUUUGUGGCAAAGUUUCCCACCAGGAGAGUUUAAGGAACCUCAAAUUAGCUACAAACAGGUUGAGGGUAUUCAGCCCAGUCAACCAACAGCCUCCAAACAAGUGUACAGACCACCCUCUGCUAGAGGGAAAGAGUCAAACUUUAAGCUGCAUGAUGAGGAGCUCCCCCACCGACCAGGAGAAACUCCAUCAGCAUCUUCAAAUGCAUCAAAGGCUGCAUUAAAAAUGAAGAAAAAGCGAGAAGCAAAGAAGGCUAAAAAGGCUGAGCAGCUUGCGGUGGGUGGCGAUGCAGUGGAGACCCUUGCACCUUCCAAUCCAGCAACAAGAGAUCAGAAACCUCCAGCCACCAAUGGAGUCUCAUCUCUUCUACCAGCCGAUGCUGACAUUGAAGACCCUGAGAAGCUGAAGAAAUUUAAGAAGAUCAAAAGUAAAUUGGGAGAAAUCACCCGUCUGAAGGAUCAACUGGCUAGUGGUAAACAAUUAGAGAUCAAUCAACUCGACAAGAUCAAGAAGGAAGAGGAGCUUUUGAAGGAAUUGAAGGAUCUUGCUUUGUGAUGACACCACGUUGGCACACUGCUGCCGCCAGCCUUUGUGCCCCAAGAUGCUCAAGAGGGGUGGAAGCAGUGCUUGCCUGGCUCAAUGCUGCCGAGUGCAUUCAACUUGGAACAUAAUGCCUUAAAUUUGCCUAGUGUUGUUCCUCAAGCCACAAAGUUUUGUUUGUGUUGUGCCCCAGAGACUCCUCAACUUUAUAAUGAUUAUUCUUCUCAUGAACAUUUUCUAUCGAGUGCUUUUCAAUCAAAAUCCCCACAGUGGGGUCCAAUCUCACUUUCAGUCCAAUCAGGUGGACAACCUGGAUGGAAGAUUUCUAGAAAUGAAUUAUCGGCAUCCAAUGUGCUUCAGCGGAGUCUCUUAGGUUGUGGAGCAUGCCACCAAAGACAAUAUAAUCCGUAUCAGUCAAAUUUUUUUGAAUUGCGACUAAGUUCAGUCUUACCUCUGGCGUGCUUCUCAAAGUCCUUUCGACAUGACUUGUUUGAGGAUAAAAGAGGAAGUCUCUCAGAACUUACUCCUGCUGUUGCUGCAUCCACCAGCAGUUCUGAGCCAGCCUUCAAUUUGUGGACGUCAGAUACUUUUACAUUGGAAGGAGGUCAUUGUCAUUGUGCUACUGUGAAUGACUUCUAAUCUUCAUGAGUUGACAGCACUCAAUUUAAUCUUAAAGGAAAGAUGUAUAUUUUCCACAUGUUGAAUGAAUAAGAAAGUCGCAAAUACUCAACGUCUCUGCUUUACAUAUAUUUGUUUUCUUGUUUGUUUCAAUUUAGGUUUUUGCUCAGUUAAUUAAGUGUAAGCCCUUUGUCUUUGUUUUAUGAAUUUGAUGGACUUGAGAGAAACUGCCUUGUUGGAGUUUAAUCUUAUAUUAGAUGUGGUUGAUAGUUUUUGUAACUUUUGUAACAAAUGAAUUGUGCCCUACCAAAGCUUAACUACAAUGAUUAAAAUCAAACGGGGUUGUUUAUUUUAAUCUGAGAAUAUUAUUAAAAUCAACAAAAAAAAAAAAAAACAAUGAAGUGUUUGGGCCAAGAUAUGACUUAUCUGCAUGAACAUCCCCCCACUUCACAACAGUAUUUUCAAUGCUCUGUGUGUCAGGUAGUUUUGUCUUGUGCUCAUCUAUCUACCUACCUAUCUGUUUGACUAGAUUUUGACAGUGGAUUGUUUUUUUUUUCUCUCUCUCUCUGUACUGAUCAUUUUAUAAGUGUUUAUAUCAUUUAAUUCAGACUAAGCACAAUCAUGUACAUAAAUGAAAAAGUAAGAUUGUAUUCCAUUUCUCUUGAAUUUACCUUUUUCUUGGUGUCAUUGUAGGUUUUCAUCUAUUUUCUUGCUAAUGAUGAAUUGUUGUGGUGUUGUAUGCCCCAUGUGGUUGGUCACAUCAUCAUUAUCUUGAGAUAUUUUUAGGAUUGUUUUUAAGAUUUGAUGUGAUUUUUUGGAAGGCCUCCUAAUGAUUUUCCAAACCCCAUUGAUAUCAGUUAGCUCAUAAGAAUUUCCUGUGGGUUUUAAAAUAUUUUGCUGCUAUUUGCUCCACAGGAAAUAUAAGCACAAACUCUCUGAUAUACUUGUAUUUAUGUAGAAUUACAAUGAUGUUGAAUGUAUGUAUGCCUUAGAUGUCAAUCAGCUUAACAUAUAAAGUCAUGUGCUGUGCAAUGCCUCUCAAAGGAGUAUUUUUCAAGUGCCUUAGACCAUUCGUUGCACAGUUGAAUUAUGAUUCUCCUUCAUGUUCUUCCUCUCUAUGGAGAUCCAAAUUCUUUUUAUCUUGUUUUUUCUUCCUCUGAUGUUAAAAAGCUUUUGGGACAAUUGAAUGUGUGUGUACGCUCUGUGCCAGGGCUAUAAGUUGAAAUGUCCUGUCAAUAAAAGGUUUUUGGGCUGUGGGUGAACUGCUAAGGGCUUCUCAUUAUUUAUUUUGUCAGCAACUUGUGAAUGUAUUGUACACCGUUUUUGUGAAUGCUUUCAAUAUGUGAAGUCGAAAUUCUUCUACUAUGUGAUUAAUGUGAUCAAAAUUCAAGUUGCAGCAAGAGGUUUCAAAGCUCCUGUUGCCUUGUUAUCUACCUCUUACGAUGUCGUUACUUCGCUACUCAGAUGAUUUAAAAACGUUAUAAAGUCUAUUUUCUGUAUGAAAGGUGAUGCAUAAAUGUGCUAAAGCUGCAUUUUGCUGGUAUGAGAUGCCAUGGAUGCCAACAUCAAAAGUAAAGCAGCGUAGGUCAUCCUUAA
This is a messenger RNA of Thrips palmi, 4065 nucleotides long. RefSeq names its product eukaryotic translation initiation factor 2A (gene eIF2A). Gene Ontology annotation, molecular function: ribosome binding; translation initiation factor activity; tRNA binding. Gene Ontology annotation, biological process: translational initiation. The coding region runs from base 76 to 1866 and encodes 596 amino acids. The transcript is spliced from 13 exons. The record is from RefSeq and is a predicted model, not a curated record. Gene Ontology annotation, cellular component: cytosolic small ribosomal subunit. NCBI's taxonomy places the organism in Eukaryota, Metazoa, Arthropoda, Insecta, Thysanoptera, Thripidae.